AUGACGCCCACCCCCAAACUCUUCAACUCGACAACCCCUUCGAAAGUACCCCCAUGCUCACACCGCAGCUGUGGCAGAGUCCCGGCAGUUGAGAACAAGGAGCACCGAUGCCUGACCUGCCACGUCUCGUAUUGCUCCCAUGGCUGUCGACGGUCCGACUCACGCCGCCAUGGCAAGAUCUGCAAGCAGCUUGCUGAAGGGGUAGAACGUCCCGAUGCCUGGGAGCCGUCCAUGCCGUGUAACGAGCCAAGACUGAGCAAGUGGAGCCCGCCGAAGGGUCUUGAAGCCCCGAUAUCUAUUCCAUUUACGCGGCUGUGGCUGGGAACUUGGCUCCACGGACGCCCAGAGCAGGACGUCUACCGCAUCCUCGUCGACACAUACCGACUGCGAAUGGACGAUGUUUUCGUCACGACCCAAAAAGCCGAAGAAGACAGCAUUUACAGUGGUAGAGUAACUGGCCUUUCUGGUUUCCAUCGCUUCAUGGGCAUCGCAGCCGCAAAGGAGGGUCUUCUGCCGCCGUGGUGGAACGAAGAUGCUGCUAGAGAGUGCGGCAGAAUCGGCCUGCCAGCGGUUGGGCUGCCGCACUACCUACUUUCGGCAAAAAUCAGCGAAAAGGUCGUCGCUGGACGAUAUGGCGACCCGACUUUUGCAACUCAGCUGCGCAUUUUUGGAGCGAGCGUCUACGGCUCAUACUUGAAGGGGCUUCCGGGGGACGUGGUGCUCAGAGAGAUGGCAUAUUCGGAGAGCGUUGCGAACCGGUUUAUGUUUCCUUAUUAUGGGGAGGUUUAG
This is a messenger RNA of Ilyonectria robusta, 789 nucleotides long. RefSeq names its product putative MYND domain protein. The transcript has a single exon. NCBI's taxonomy places the organism in Eukaryota, Fungi, Ascomycota, Sordariomycetes, Hypocreales, Nectriaceae. The coding region runs from base 1 to 789 and encodes 262 amino acids. The record is from RefSeq and is a predicted model, not a curated record.